Micromonas commoda is the source of this 1200-nucleotide messenger RNA. RefSeq lists its product with no specific name. Gene Ontology annotation, cellular component: nucleus; chromosome. The record is from RefSeq and is a predicted model, not a curated record. NCBI's taxonomy places the organism in Eukaryota, Viridiplantae, Chlorophyta, Mamiellophyceae, Mamiellales, Mamiellaceae. Gene Ontology annotation, biological process: reciprocal meiotic recombination; meiotic recombination checkpoint signaling. Bases 1 to 1200 code for a protein of 399 amino acids. Gene Ontology annotation, molecular function: ATP binding; ATP hydrolysis activity. The transcript is spliced from 3 exons.
AUGGAUACCGAGAGCCCCGCGGCAGCGUCGCCGUCGAAGAAGCCGCGACAUGACGACGUUGUUGAAAACAAGCGGAACGUGACGAUCAACGCGUGUCUACGCCCGACGAGCACCGCGACGCACGAGGACGUCCGAGCAGCCAUCUUGAAGUGGCUUGGAGCAGGGGCCGUAGGGCUGAGGCCGUCGGGCGGCUUCUUGGCGCUGCCCAAGUUUUGUGAUGGGCAUCACAUCGUCACCGAGCACGUCGAGAGCGUCACCGAGAUGGACGGUGAAGACGACAUCGCCACAUACAAGGAGUGGGUGCUGCCGUCGCGGGACUUCCACGGCCUGUGGGAAUCUCUCGUCUACGGGGACGACGUGAAGCUGAGGCUGACGAAGUACGCCGGGAACGCGCUGCUCUUCUCCCAGAGGGGUGUGGACCCGAACCUCAUCGCGUGGAACAGGGUGGUGCUCCUGCACGGUCCGCCGGGCACGGGAAAGACCACGCUGUGCAAGGCCCUGGCGCAGCAGCUCGCGAUACGAUUUCAGGACACGUAUCCCACCUCGGUGCUCGUCGAGGUGAACGCUCACAGCCUCUUCAGCCGCUGGUUCAGCGAGAGCGGCAAGCUCGUGUCGCGGCUGUUUCAAAAGAUCCAGGACCUGCUCGACGACGAGGGCUCGCUGGUUUUCGUGCUGAUUGACGAGGUGGAGUCGCUGGCGGCCGCGAGGAAGGCUGCGGCGUCGGGUGCGGAGCCAUCGGAUGCCAUCAGGGUGGUCAACGCGUUGCUCACGCAGGUGGACGGCCUGAAGCACAGAUCCAACGCGAUGGUUCUCACGACUUCAAACAUCACGGAGGCAAUCGACCUGGCGUUUGUGGACAGGGCAGACAUCAAGGCGUACGUGGGACCGCCGGGGUUCGAAGCGAGGUACUCGAUAAUUAUUUCGGCGAUCGAAGAGCUUAUCGCGAAGGAUCUGGUGCAGGUAGGCGAAAGUGAAACUCGGUUGCCGGCGUUACAGGUGUUAAGAGAGCACGCGAAAACGGGUGGAGUUAAUGAUUUGGAAGCAACCGAAGGUUUUAGCGGGCGGGCACUUAGGAAGCUGCCGUUCCUUGCCUACGCCCAGGCUCACACAAACGGACGAUGUUCCUUGCUCGGGUUCUUGAACGGGUUUCGACGGGCCAUAAUGCAGGAGCGCAAGGAUCAAACUUCGCUUAAACAAUAG